Messenger RNA from Racocetra fulgida, 259 nucleotides. The record is from the annotation of a GenBank genome assembly. Lineage: Eukaryota; Fungi; Glomeromycota; Glomeromycetes; Diversisporales; Gigasporaceae.
UGCAAAUGCAAGUAAUGGAGAAGAUAUAACUCGGUCUAUUUCAGAGUCUGAAACAGACAGAAGCAAGCAAAAUUCUAGUAUUGAAGAUAUUCUGCUUUCAGAAACAAAUCAACUUUCAGCUUUACUUAAACAAUUAGAAACUUUGGAGAAACUCCAAGCUACUAAUAAUAAGAUUAACAAUCAAAGAAUUAAGCUUAUUCCAGAUAACACCAAUAACAACAUAUCUAAAAAAAAAAAAAGGAAAAAACUCCAAAACUAA